Messenger RNA from Oryzias melastigma (Indian medaka), 1223 nucleotides. RefSeq names its product odorant receptor 131-2-like. Gene Ontology annotation, biological process: G protein-coupled receptor signaling pathway. The transcript has a single exon. NCBI's taxonomy places the organism in Eukaryota, Metazoa, Chordata, Actinopteri, Beloniformes, Adrianichthyidae. The record is from RefSeq and is a predicted model, not a curated record. Bases 1 to 921 code for a protein of 306 amino acids. Gene Ontology annotation, molecular function: G protein-coupled receptor activity. Gene Ontology annotation, cellular component: membrane.
AUGGCUACAAACAGCUCUAGUAUUAUUGAAUUGCUCCGACAGAUAAACGAUCGGGUCAUCAUCGUGCAGUUCUUAGUAGUUGUUUUUUUCUUCGUAAACAUGAUGCUCGUAGUGACUUUUUUUCAAAGCACGUCUUUCCACACCAGUGCUCGCUACAUCCUCUUUGCUUUCAUGCUGCUAUCAGACAGCUUCAUGUUAAUAAUGUCUAACUUUCUUCUGGUUUUGUACUAUUAUAAACUGACAAUCCCAGUCCCAUCAUGCAUUGUGCUCUGCAUAGUUGUGUUUCUGUAUGGUGUGGUUGAACAAAUCACUCUCGCAGCAAUGACCUUGGAGCGAUACGUGGCCAUCUGCAUGCCCCUGCGUCACGCAGAACUGUGCUCCACUCGCAGCACAGUGCACUGCAUCCUCAUCAUUCACGGAAUCAGCUCUGUUCAUGGCAUCGUCAUCCUCUCUGUGUUUUUUGCCUCUGCGCCUUCAAGCUUUUACAAAGGAAACAAGGUGUGUUCAGCAGACAUGUUCCUGUUACAAACAUGGCACAGGGAUCUGAGAACUGCUAUAAGUCAGCUGUACUUUUAUAUUAUCUUUAUCAUUGUUGCUUUUUCCUAUUUUAAGAUAAUGAAAGUGGCCAAAGCUGCGUCAGGACAGAAUAAGAAGUCCUCUCAAAAAGGGCUUAAAACAGUGACUCUCCAUGCUUUCCAGCUGCUGCUGUGCCUCAUCGAGCUUUGGAGUCCUUUUAUUGAGGUUGUCAUGCUCAAAAUGAAUCUAUUGUCAUAUGUUCAACUGAAGUACUUUAAUUAUAUCAUGUUUUAUGUUGCCCCAAGAUGCUUAAGUCCUCUCAUUUAUGGACUCAGGGAUGAAGCAUUUUUCCUUGCAAUGAAAAACACUUUUAGUUUUGGAUUGAUAAAAAGAAGCAUAACGUAGGUUCUUUUUGUUGAAAUACAUUUCUACCCUGGAAAAGAAAAGCAUUUAUUCCCAGGUGUUAGACUUUAAGAUACAUUUUUUAACUAUUAACGACAAAACAGUUUUUGUUUUGUGCAGUACGAUAUUGUACCAUCAGAAAUGUUUUUCUGCUGUAUUAAAAAAAAAAAGCCAUUGAAUGUUGAACUCAGUUUCUUCUCGUGAUCUUUGAUGGAAACUUUAUGACACAAAAACAUUAUAUUGCAUACAAAUGACAGGCAUUUUCAUUUGUAUGCAGAUGACAAAACUAUUUGUUGCAGUGUCUG